CCCUGUGCUCUGAUUGACUCCUGAGGAUCAGCUGACCAGACUUUGGCCUCUGGUCCACAGUUAGGUCUGGAUCAUCAUGGACUUGGUUUUACUGGUUCUACUGGGACUCUCCCCGGUCUGGUCUGCGUCAGUCUUCCUGGACGCAGAGCAGGCUCACCGGGUGCUCAGGUCUGGUCCUAACUUGGUGUGGUCUAUCAGAGGCUCAGGUCCUGGUCCAGACCGUGGUCCAAACCCCAGUCCUGGUUCUGGUCCAGCUCGUGUCCGGUCUCGCAGGGCUAACACGGGGUGGCUGGAGGAACUGCAGAAAGGAGACCUGAGACGAGAGUGUGUGGAGGAGCUGUGCAGCUACGAGGAGGCCAGAGAGGUGUUUGAGCACACAGAGACUACUAAUGAGUUCUGGAAAACAUAUCGAGUCCAGGACCGCUGCUUGUCUGGACCCUGUCAGAAUGGAGGCACCUGUCUGGACCUGGGGCAGGGCUUCACCUGUCUGUGCCCCCCUGACUUCUCUGGGCUCAACUGCCAACUGGAUGACCGCGCGGCUCGACGGCGCUGCUUGGUUGAGAACGGAGGAUGUGAGCACUUCUGUGAAGAGCAGAAGGCGGGGCCUAAGUGCAGCUGUGCACACGGAUAUCACCUGGAUCGGAACCAGAUGAACUGCAUCAGCUCAGAACCCAUCGCCUGUGGGAUGGUUCCAGUUCUUCAGGGCAGAUCUAUUCCUUCUCUGGACCCUAGAGGCAGGAUCGUAGGCGGGUCCGAGUGUCCUCGAGGAGAGUGUCCCUGGACGGUCCUGCUCCUGUACAAAAAACGGCCGUUCUGUGGUGGGGUCUUUUUGAGUCCGGACUGGAUCCUGACUGCAGCCCACUGCCUGGAAGACAUUGAGCAGCGCCAUCUGGAGGUUGUCGCCGGGGAGCAUGACGUGGAGCUAUCGGAGGGCUCGGAGCAGAGGGUUCAGGUAUCGGCACUUCACGUGCAUGAGCACUAUGAGCCGAGCACGGCAGAUAAUGACAUUGCCCUGCUGCGGGUGGCCACGCCCCUCGCUGUGACAUCAUAUGCAGUGCCCGUGUGCCUCCCCACAAGCGCACACGCACACAUACAACUCCAAAGCAAGAGCACGCACCUGGUCAGCGGCUGGGGGCGCGUGCACGAGGCUGGACCUACCUCCCGGGUCCUCAAGAGACUACAGGUGCCUCUGGUCCGCACUCAGACCUGCCAGGACCAGACCGGUCUGGUUCUAACCCGGAACAUGAUGUGUGCUGGGUUUUUGGGGGGGCAGCAGGACUCGUGUAAGGGUGACUCAGGGGGGCCCCUGGUGGCCCGCUUCAGAGAGACCUGGUUCCUGACGGGGGUCGUGUCCUGGGGGCGGGGCUGUGCCAGACCGGGUCAGUACGGUAUCUACACACGCGUCGCCAACUACCUGGAUUGGAUCAGAACCAGGACUGGACUGGGACCAGGGGGAGACCAGAGCAGUGAACUGGAUCAAGACCAGAACAGUGAACUGGGUCAAAACCAGAGCACAGUUGAACCACAUCAAAACCAGAUUAUGACCACAGCUGAACCGGGUCAAGAUCAGAACAGUGAACUGGGUCUAAACCAGACCACAGCUGAACCAGGUCAAAACAGGACCAUGAUCAUAGCUGAACUGGUUCAAGACCAGAAGAGUAAGCCGGGCCUAAACCAGACCACAGCUAAACCAGUUCAAGACCAGACCACAGCUAAACCGGUUCAAGACCAGACCACAGCUAAACCGGUUCAAGACCAGGCCACAGCUGAACCGGGUCAGUGGCCCUGUGGGGGUCGGAGCUGCAACAUGUCUCCUACGAAGAUCUGUGCGGUCCAAGGUCUGCUCCGAGGUCUAGGCCAGGUCCCAGGUCCAAUCCUGGUCUUGGUUCUUGUCUUGGUCUCUCUGGGGUCUUUCUCUAGUGCUGCAGUGUUCAUAGACCCCUCUGAGGCUCACUCGGUUCUGGUACGGUCCAAACGGGCCAACAGUGGGUUCCUGGAAGAGCUGAAACAGGGGAACUUGGAGCGAGAGUGUGUGGAGGAGAUCUGCGACUACGAGGAGGCGCGAGAAGUGUUCGAGGACGACACCAAGACUAGGGAGUUCUGGAAGACCUACACUCGAGCCGACCCCUGUAAUAUUAACCCUUGUCAGAACAAUGGCACCUGUCACCGCAUCGGGGCAUCCUACUCCUGCCUGUGUACGGAGGGCUUCGAGGGACGACACUGUCAGACCGUGUUUGAGGACUCUCUGAAAUGCCUGUUCCAAAAUGGCCGUUGUGAGCACUUCUGUGACGGCUCCGGAGCCAAACGGCGCUGCUCCUGUUUAGAUGGAUACAUGCUUGGAGAGGACGACCGCAGCUGUGUGGCUCAAGUGGAGUUCCCGUGUGGGCAGUUGGCCCCAGAACCUGAGCUGAACCAGACCCAGGGACCACAGACCAGACUUGUGGGGUCCAACCAAUGUCCAAAAGGGGCAUGUCCCUGGCAGGUGCUGCUGGAGUUGAACCAGAUGCCUCAUUGCGGGGGGGUGCUUAUCAGACCAGACUGGAUCCUGACUGCAGCUCACUGUGUAUCGGACCUACCCCCCCAUAACCUGUCUGUGGUUGCAGGGGUCUCGGACCUAGAGUCUUGGUCGGGUUCUGAGCAGAGGGUCUUGGUACGGUCUGUGGCGCUGGCUCCUGAGUACAGCUGGGUGUCUGGGCACAGAGACCUGGCUCUGGUCCAGUUAGACCAGGCCCUGGUUCUGGGCCGAAAUGUGGUCCCAAUCUGUCUACCAAAUUUGGACCUGACCGAGAAAGAACUGGUCCAGAUCCGGUACCACACGGUCUCAGGCUGGGGCCAGAGGACCAGCGGAGGAAAUAAGAACUACAACUCCCAAAGUGCACCUGGAGGCCCACACAUGAGGAGAAUGGAAGUGCCCAUUAUUCAGCGCCCCUUGUGUGCCCAAAGGUCCGGGCUGAACCUGACCGAUCACAUGAUUUGUGCUGGGUACCUGAGCGGGCGCCAGGACAGUUGCCGCGGUGAUGACGGCAGUCCUUUGAUCACAGAGUUUGGCUCCACCCACUUCCUGUUGGGCGUGGCGGGCUGGGGGAGGGGCUGUGCCGAGCCAGGGUUCUACGGCGUCUACACAAACGUGGCACACUUCAUCGAGUGGAUCCACAAGACCUUGCAAGACCAAGGUCUGGACCAGAAACAAGACAAGAAGCCAACUGCACCAGGGCUGGAGCAGAGGCACAUGGAGGCAGGGGAGGAGAGGAAGCGAGUGUGCGAGGAGAGAGUGAAAGUCAUGCUGCGGAUCUUCGGACUUCUGCUGCUCCUGGACCUGGUCUGGACUCACGGUCUAGGUCUGGGUCCAGGUCCAGGACCAGUCUUCAUGUCUCGGCAGCAGGCUCAGCAGGUCCUGGUCCGGAGCAGGAGAGCUAACUCGUUCCUGGAGGAGAUGAAGAAAGGAAAUAUGGAGAGGGAGUGCGUGGAGGAACGCUGUGACUACGAAGAGGCCCGGGAAAUCUUUGAGGAUGUCCAGAAAACUAACGAGUUUUGGGCCAAAUACGUUGAUGGAGAUGCCUGUGAAUCCAAUCCGUGUAUGCACCAGGGUGUAUGCAAAGACACCGUUGGGGGCUUCGACUGUUUCUGCAAAAUUGGAUUUCAAGGAGCCAGCUGUGAGAUAGUGAUCCCAGAGCUGUGUGAAAACAAAAAUGGUGGCUGUGAGCACUUCUGUGAUGUGGAGGCCGGCAGUGUCGUGUGCUCGUGUGCAGACGGAUACUUCCUGUCAGAUGACCAGCAGUCAUGUGACUCCAACGAGCCUUUCAGAUGUGGAGCCGUCAUCACAGACCACACCAGGACAGUCUUCAGGUAUGACCGAAACCAAAGCCUGAACCUGAACCAGACCCAAGACCAGACUCAAGACUGGGCCGAGACCUGGUCCAACGAGACCCACACAAAUUCCUCUGGACAUAACAUAACUGGCACAGUGCACAGUCCAAUCCACACCCUGGACUCGGCUGAGGACGCCUUCUCCUCACAGUCCCACCGGGAGCAAGCCCACCUGGUGCCUAGUGUAGACCAUGGUCUAGACUUGGACCAGGGUCACCGGGGUCUAGACUUUGGCCCAGAGAAUCCAGACCUAAAUCCAGACCAGGUCCAGGAGGAGCUGGUCACAUCUCAGAUGGCCUCCUGGACUCGGAUCGUUAACGGAGAGGACUGUCCCCCAGGAGAGUGUCCCUGGCAGGCCCUGCUGCUGAAUGAAGAGCACAGAGGCUUUUGUGGAGGAACCAUUUUGAAUGACUACAUCAUUCUGACUGCUGCCCACUGCAUGAACCAAUCACGGCACAUCUACGUGGUCCUGGGUGAGUUCGACACACAGGUGAAACACGGGAAUGAAGCGGUGCACCAGGUGGAGAAGGUCCUGCUCCAUCACAAGUACAGACCAGACACAUACCACAAUGACAUCGCCCUCAUCAAACUCAAGACUCAUAUCACCUUCUCUAGAUACAUCAUUCCAGCCUGUCUGCCCACCAAGGACUUUGCAGAGAAGGUGCUGAUGCGCGAGCCUGAUGGUCUGGUCUCAGGUUUUGGUCGCUUGGGUGAGUUCUCGCGGCCGUCGUCCAUCUUGCAGAGGUUGGCGAUGCCGUACGUGGAUCGGGCGAAAUGCAUGGAGUCCACACAGUUCCGGAUCUCAGGGCGGAUGUUCUGUGCUGGCUAUGAAACAGGUGGGAAGGACGCGUGCCAGGGUGACUCUGGCGGGCCUCACGUCACUCGCUUCAGUGGGACUUAUUUUAUCACGGGCAUCGUAUCCUGGGGCGAAGGCUGUGCACGCCGUGGCAAAUUUGGAGUCUACACACAGGUCUCCAAAUACAUUCCUUGGAUACGGGAUGGCAUCCAGGUCUUAGUCCCACAGAGAGAAGACCAAAGCCAGGACCAGCCCAAAAGAAGGAAGAGGGGACCACCACCAAACCAGGGUUUUGUACCAGAUGAAGAUCUACUGCAGACCAAAUGGACUGGACCAGAACCACAACAGAACCAAGAGCGACCAAGAAGCUUCCAGGUCUUAUAUCUGUAA
Messenger RNA from Periophthalmus magnuspinnatus, 5053 nucleotides. RefSeq lists its product as uncharacterized. Lineage: Eukaryota; Metazoa; Chordata; Actinopteri; Gobiiformes; Gobiidae. The record is from RefSeq and is a predicted model, not a curated record. Bases 77 to 5053 code for a protein of 1658 amino acids. The transcript is spliced from 29 exons. Gene Ontology annotation, biological process: proteolysis. Gene Ontology annotation, cellular component: extracellular region. Gene Ontology annotation, molecular function: calcium ion binding; serine-type endopeptidase activity.